UAAAGGUUUAAGUUUCAAACAAACACAAGAAAUGGGUUAUUUGGAGCAGUUGAUAAUCAAGUUUGUGCUUCCAAUUUCUCUGUUCUGUGUUCUGUUCGUUCUACCUCCCUUAUUUUCUCAGUCCUUGAAAUCAUUCCUAAUGCAAUUCUUUUGCAGCUUCGACACCAAUGAUGAGAGUUACAUGUUCCUUCUCUGUAUCCUUCUUUUGGCUUUUAUAAUAUUGUUUUCUAUCCUAAUCAAUGUCUCUUCAUCAACCAGUAAUGAUAGCGAAUGGUUAGAAUAUAAUGCAUUAGAGUCAGGGAUUGAAGAAGAAUCAAUUUCCAGUGAAGAUGAGAAAGAUGAAGAUAAUGAGAUAGAAGAAUUGAACAAGAAAUGUGAAGAUUUUAUCAAAAAGAUGAAAGCAUCGUUUUAUUAUGAGAUGAAAGCUUAAUAUUACAAUUGUCAUUUUGAUUAUUCUCAGAAAUUACUUCUGGUUAUUAAUUAAUUGAGUUGCAAUGGAUAAAUAAAUAAAUAUUUUGAGUUCAA
Molecule: messenger RNA, 525 nt
Organism: Lathyrus oleraceus (garden pea)
Lineage: Eukaryota; Viridiplantae; Streptophyta; Magnoliopsida; Fabales; Fabaceae
Exons: 1
Coding region: 32-430 (132 amino acids)
Source: RefSeq, a predicted model, not a curated record